AUGAGUACGUCUGUAGAGAAAGGUCACCCUAGGCCCGAAACCAAUUCUCUCGAGACUCCUACAUCUGUACCAAAUCUCGCCCGAGUCCAGACAUCUUCAGAAGAUUCAGAUGAAGAGGUACUUUCGGCUGCUGGUGUAGGAUUUAAGCCUGAUGAUCCGACAUUGCCAUGCCUCACUCUUCGAAUGUGGUUCAUUGGCAUUGCCUUCUGUCUCGUUGGUAGUGGAUUAAAUACUCUCUAUACUCUCAGAUUCCCAUCCAUCAGUCUCUCACAGUCUGCCAUACAGUUCUUGGCAUACCCUGUCGGCAAGGCAUGGGAAUAUGUGGUCCCCGACUGGCAUUUCACCCUUUUUAGAAAGCGACAUAGCCUCAACCCUGGACAAUUCAACCACAAGGAAAAUAUGCUAAUUUACAUCCUGGCCAACCUGAGCUUCCUGACAAGAUUGAGUGCUGAUGUUCUCACCGAGCAGCGAGUCUUUUAUGGACUCAAAGCGGGAUGGGGCUUUGAGCUGCUCGCAACACUCCAGUCCAUUCUUUUCGGGUUCGCAUUGGCAGGUCUAGCUCGAUCGCUCGUUCCAGGCGUGCUUGGGAACACAGCUCUCAAUGCCGCGCUGCACGCUCCUCGCCAGGAGACCAAGGUUGGUAGUAUGUCGCGGUACCGAUUUUUCAUCAUCGCCUUCUUUGUUUCUUUCUGUUGGUAUUGGUUUCCGGACUUUAUCUUUCCUGCGUUGGGCUAUUUCACAUGGAUUUGCUGGAUCGCCCCCAAUAACGCUGUUGUCAAUCAAGUUUUCGGUAUGAAAAGUGGACUUGGGCUGUUACCUUUUACAUUUGACUGGAGUCAAAUUGCUUACAUCGGGUCACCAUUGGUCGUCCCUGUCUGGGCCAUCCUCAAUGUCUUGGUGUCGCUUGUUAUAUGGAUCUAUAUAGUUAGUCCUGCAUUGUACUACUCCAACACAUGGUUCUCGGCGCAUUUACCUCUGCAGAGCAACUCCAUUUUCGACAACACUGGCCAAAUUUUUAAUAUCUCGAAGGUUAUCAACAAGAAGGACGACUUCACCUUUGACCCUCAAAAGUAUGCCGACUACUCUCAUUUCUAUUUUCUUCGUCUGCGGUCUAAUAUCAAAUCUUCGUCGCAGAUCUACCUUCCAGUAACCUACGCUCUCAACACCUUUGGCCUCUCAUUUGCCACAAUCUCAUCCCUCUUUGUUUGGCUUUUUCUUGAGAAACGUCAAGAACUCAUCCAGACGUUCCGAAGCGCGCUUCAAUCAAUGAGGGUAACGGAGAAAGGUUCCACACUUGACAAGCUCCAGCCAAACUAUGAACCUGUUCCGCAAUGGUGGUACAUGGUCUCGGCUCUUGUUGCCCUAGGCAUUGGACUUUUCACAUACGAGUAUUAUCCUGUUCAGCUCCGUUGGUACGGCGUCAUAUUUGCCAUGGCGGUAUCUUCCAUCUUCUUUGUCCCGCUUGCCUGGGUGUAUGCGACUAGUAACAUUAAAAUCCAGAUCGACAUCUUCUGUAGAAUCAUAGCCGGUUACGUCUGGGAAGGUAAAGUACUGGCCAACAUCUGGUUCUUCAAUGUUGGCUACAUCUCCGGUAUCAAAGGUCUUGCCUUUGCUCAAGAUUUGAAACUUGGCAUAUACUGUGGUAUCCCUCCCAGAAGUUUGUUCCUGGUCCAGGUCGUGGGCCUUGUCGUUGGAACCUUGGGUCAAGUGUCGGUCCUCAAUUGGGCACUUGGACAUAUCCCGAGUGUAUGCGAUGCCAAGCUUGCCCCCAAUGGUUUUACUUGUCCUUUCUCACGAACUCAUUUCAACACAAGCAUGGUCUGGGGCGCCCUGGGACCGCGGCGAUUCUUUGAGGAAGGUGCUCUUUAUAGACCAUUACUGUGGUUCUUUCUCCUUGGCGCUCUGCUUCCCGUUGCAGUUUACUUGCUUCGAACAAGAGUAUUUCCCAACAUCAAUUGGAUGAAAAAAAUUCACGUACCGUUGUUCCUAGGAGGUCUGAAUUACAUCCCACCUGCGUCUGGCGUCAACUACGGUAGUUGGGCCGUGUUUGGUCUAUUGUUUGGUGUCCUUGUCAAGAAACGUAAAGCCGUCUGGUGGCGAAGAUUCAAUUUUGUCCUGAGUUCAGCGCUUGAUUGCUCAGUCGCCAUUGCUGGAGUUAUUAUCUUCUUCACCAUUUUCUAUACUGGUGCUGCUGACAAUUUCAGUUGGUGGGGAACUAAUGUAUACAAGAAUACGUGCGACUGGAAAAGCUGUUCUUAUAAGUCGCUAGCUCAAGGGGAGACAUUCGGUCCUUGA
Molecule: messenger RNA, 2295 nt
Organism: Fusarium venenatum
Lineage: Eukaryota; Fungi; Ascomycota; Sordariomycetes; Hypocreales; Nectriaceae
Source: RefSeq, a predicted model, not a curated record